CUCUCUUUUCUUCAUCCUCUCCUCGCGAGAGAACGUUUUUUCUCCGCGCAGCCGCUGCGACUGCAGGGGGCAAUAUAAUUUCGCUUGAUCGCUUACGCGGAAAGUACGAAGUUUAUCUUAAACAGCCUUUUGCUGCGUAACGUAUCUACGCUUACGAGUGUGUCCCUCGCGAUUUCUUUUCCUUCCUUCGUUUCUCCUCACCUGCUUAAGGAUAUAAUAACUCGAGCCGAGCCGACAAUGCCCUGGUUUCAUUACCGCUCGUAUUACGCGCGCGCACGUCGAUGAGUUGGUCAUUUCCGCGCGCAUUCCAAGGACGGCCUUGAAGAGAGGAGACGCGCUGCUGUGGUUUAUUCAAUUUUCAGAGAUACUCGAUCUUUUGUUUUGGACGACAACUAGUUUCAGUGGGUACACAUAAACGGGAAAAUUAAAGUAUAACCUGUGCAGAAAUAUUUGUCGAAUAUAACGAUGUUCGCUUCGGGAAUCCUUGGCAUUGUUCGGUCUUGCAACAAUAAAUCUCCGACGAUCAAUCGCUGCAGAACGACUUACCGCAACUCCCAAGAGCACGGCAUCAACAUUUUCGACAAAUCGCACACGGAGCGCUUGAAGUACAAGUACAAAGACAAAUUCUUCGAGCAGGAGCUCCAAAACCCGAUAACGAAAUCCGACAAGGAGAUGCUCCGCGACUUCCUCCACGACGGCAAGAAGAUCCGCAAGCCGUCGGACUUAGAAGACGUAGACGAGAUCGUCAAAUAAAAUGGAAAAUAAGCCCACGUAAAACGAGGCUCUACUCUCCUCCCUAUGCCAGCGCAAUAGACAUUAAAUCCAAUGGGCAUCCGCGUUAUUUUUUACCCGAUGCAUACAACGGCAGAAGAAGCAUUACCAGAUUGGCUCGCGCGUAUACGGUCAGCAUUCACCAGUCCUUUACAUUCAUGAAGCUUUUACACGGCUGAUUUGACUAGCCGCUCUCUUUUUUCUCCCGUCCAUGGGGCCUCUCUCUCUCUCUCUCAAUUUGAUUUGCAUUGAUUGGAGUGCCGCCGUGCAGCUUUUAUCCUCUAUCUCUCGGCUCUGGGAGAAGAGACUCUUGGCGCGAUUUUUUAAGCCCCCGGUCAGCUUAGAAUUCUACUCUUUAUACGCGCGUGCUGAAGUGAAAUUGCGAUGCCCUGGAGUUCGUUGCAAAAAAUUUAUAUUUAUUUAUUAAAUAGAACAUUUUUAAUAAACUUGUGUUAUACACAAAGCUGA
This is a messenger RNA of Nasonia vitripennis (jewel wasp), 1239 nucleotides long. RefSeq lists its product as uncharacterized. The coding region runs from base 466 to 753 and encodes 95 amino acids. The record is from RefSeq and is a predicted model, not a curated record. Lineage: Eukaryota; Metazoa; Arthropoda; Insecta; Hymenoptera; Pteromalidae. The transcript has 3 exons.